This is a messenger RNA of Actinia tenebrosa (Australian red waratah sea anemone), 7305 nucleotides long. Its product is annotated as protocadherin Fat 4. Gene Ontology annotation, cellular component: plasma membrane; cell-cell junction. Gene Ontology annotation, biological process: homophilic cell-cell adhesion. Gene Ontology annotation, molecular function: calcium ion binding. NCBI's taxonomy places the organism in Eukaryota, Metazoa, Cnidaria, Anthozoa, Actiniaria, Actiniidae. The record is from RefSeq and is a predicted model, not a curated record.
UUUAAUAAAAGUGUAGGUGAACUGAUCUUGAAAGUAUCGCUUAAUAGAGAAUCGGUUAGCACUUACGAUUUCCACGUGACAGUGACGGAUGACGGAGAUGAUAGAAAGGUAUCAAAGUUGUUCAUUCUUAACGUUGAGGACGUGAACGACAACAAACCAAUCUUCGUUACACAGCCAUAUUGGAAAYCAAUACUUGAGAAUACAACUGUUGGUACGGAACUUCUGACCAUCCAAGCGACAGACAGCGAUCUAGGUUCUAAUCAAGUUGUCACAUACAGAUUUAGUAACGAUUCCAAYUCUGCUCAGGACAAUCCACUUGUUACCUUGUGGAAGGGAACAAGCGUGCUGAAAGUUGUCGCAAGAGAUGGUGAUGCUGGUAUUAAGGACCAAAUAAAAUACGAAAUAUACAAAGGUAAUAAUGGUACGUUUACUAUUAGCAGCAGUACUGGUGUCAUUACGGUCAACAGUACAAUCGACGCGGAGAAGACACAAAGCUACGAACUUCACAUCCGAGCUUCUGAAGUUCCCAAUCCAAGCUCCAACGCUACAGUGUCAGUACUAAUAACUGUGAUAGAUAAGAACGAUAAUCCUCCUAUCUUCUCGAAAGAUAUCUAUUCAUUUUCAUUACGAGAGGAUCUGGCCGAAUCUGGAAAAAUUGUUACUGACCAGUUGAUCGUCAGUGAUGCCGACAAAAACCCUAAAUUUCGGCGUUUUGCUGUCGAUCCUAAUACUGGUAACAUCACAGCAGCAAGAACCCUUGACUAUGAAGAAGUCCACAGCUACCAGUUUUAUGUGAUCGCUAGUGAUGGUGGUGGAAUAUCCAAGGAAGAAGCAACUGCUACAAUAAAUGUUGCUUUACGGGAUGUCAAUGACAACGACCCAGUCUUCACUGAAAGGCUAUACACAAGCGAGAUCAAAGAAAAUUCAGCCGCUGGAGUCAUUGCAGUUAAGGUGACCGUCAGCGACAAAGAUAGCGAAGACAAUGGAAACGUUUCCUUGAGCAUUACAUCUGGUAACAUCGAUAACGCUUUUGCUAUCAAUGCAACUGGUUUCAUCACGACAACCAAAUCACUGGACAGAGAAGCCACAGCCUCGCGUUUCCCAUAUUCCUAUAUAUUCCAGAGCUUUCCCACUCGCGGGAGUGAUGGAGGUGGGACAAUCCUGUUURAAUCUCUACCGGCCAUCGAUAGGGAUGCUGGUUCGAAUGGAYGCAUAACGUACUCUAUGUCGGGUGCAGACGACCGAUUCAUAUUAAAUAGUGACACUGGUAGGCUCCAGAUCUCUCCGACUGGUCUUGACCGUGAAAUUAAAAGUAGCUAUGACCUGGUAAUURAUGUAACAGAUGCAGGCUCACCACCACGACAGAAUUCCACCACAAUACAUGUGGAAAUACUGGACACCAAUGACAACGCACCAGUAUUUGACCCCAAACCAUCAGAGGAUUCCUCUGCUUACAUAAAAGAAAUAAAUGAAGGGCCGAGUACGUUAAACACUGUCAUCAUUCAGUUGAACGCUACCGACCAAGACGAAGGCCUCAAUAAGAAGAUAAUYUAUUCGUUGACAGGAGACGAGCAUGGCUUCUUCAGUCUGGAUAAUACAACGGGAAAGUUGACUGUUGUCAAAGUGCUUGACCGAGAAGAUACACAAAUGCCUAAAGAUGCUUCUAAUAAUGGUCAAUUCUUGCUGGACGUGACAGCAACUGACCAGGCACAACCUGUUUCAGUCAGGAAAUCCGCGACUGUGAGGAUAACUAUUAAGGUAAAGGACAUCAACGAUAACUCGCCCAAAUUCCAGAAACAAAGCUUUGAAGAACACGUAAGCGAGGCUGCACGAACCGGAAGCAACGUGRUCCAAGUAUMUGCGUUAGACAAGGACUUAGAAUUGUCAGGAAAAGUUCUUUACAACAUCACUAAUGGGGAUCCAAAUGGUACGUUUGGCAUUUCCGAAACUGGGUACAUUUUCACCGAAAAGCCAUUAGACGCAGAAGAUGUUUUGCUGUACAAUCUCACUGUGUUGGCCAAAGACRAAGGAUCGCCUCCAUUGARUUCUACGGYCUUUGUAGGUAUUCACGUGGAUGACGUCAAUGACAACGAUCCAAAAUUCAACCAAUCAACGUACACCGCAUCAGUAAUGGAAAAUUGUGCAACAGGAACAUCAGUACUYACUGUCUAUGCCUCAGAUAAAGAUAAAGGAUKGAAUGGCAAUGUCACAUACAAGAUCUCCAGUGGAAACCAGAAAAAUGYAUUCCAGAUCGAUGUUGUSACAGGAGUGAUUAGUACUGCUGCAUCCAUUGACAGGGAAGUCAUUCAACAGUACAUUCURACUGURCAGGCUGAGGAUCAAGGGCAACCAUCAAGCAGGAAGGAUUUUGCAGAGGUUCRAAUAACGGUAGACGAUGAGAACGAUAACAGCCCACAAUUCACAGGAAGUCCAUUCUCAGCAAAUAUCAAGGAAAACUCGCCUYCAGGAACAACUCUUGCACUGAAAAAAGAAAUCCAUGCARCAGAUGCAGAUAUYGGCAUAUAUGAGAAAAUAACCUACAGUCUCGAAGGUUUAGGCGCUGAGCAUUUCAACAUCAACGGCAGCACUGGURUCAUAGCAACAAGCAACAGCAGUUCACUGGAUCGAGAAAAAAAUGCUUCAUAUUCGCUUGAUGUCAUAGCAACAGACGGUGGAAACAAAAACGCAUCUGCUAAACUAGUGAUCUCCGUAACAGAURUUAACGACGAGCCUCCUAGAUUUUCACRAGCAAUAUACUAUGCCAAUAUAUCAGAGGAUGCCGGUCAAGGAAGCACAGUUACCAAGGUGACAGCUACUGAUUUGGACACAGGAAUAAAUGGUCAGAUAAUUUAUACCUCUAAUGGGGCUGAUGGAAAAUUCUAUGUUAGCAGAUCUACAGGCAGCAUCAUUGUUGAUUCUUCACUGRAUCGAGAGUUCAAAAGUUCCUACAUCUUAAACAUUACGGCAGCCAAUAUUGUCRAACCUAAUUUYGAGGGACACRCCCAGAUCCACAUAACAGUUACUGAUGUCAUAGACGACAAACCCUAUUUCAGUACACCAACUAUGAUGGUUUCGUUGCCUGAAAAUGCGUCAGUUGGAACAAACGUYACMAGAGUAACAGCCUUAGACAAGGAUGUUGGUGAUWGCGUGARUUAUGUCAUUGUGGAUGGAGACGUUUAUGAGCAGUUUAAAAUCGAUAACAUAACUGGAGAUAUAUUUACAACAAAGUCGUUGGACAGGGAAAACACUACGAAGCAUACAUUAUCGAUACAGGCGAGGGAUAGCAAAGGUUUAGAGUCUGAGAACAACGUUAAGGUGGAGAUAGAUGUCGAUGACGUGAAUGACAACUCCCCUGUCUUCAMACAAAGAGAGUACAUCGUAGACUACAGAGAGCAGUCACCAAAAGACACGAGUAUUCUAAAGAUUACGGCAACUGAUGCUGACUYAGGCGUUAAUGCACAAAUUCKUUACAGUAUUGUGGGGAACGUGACGAGUAAGGUUUCAGUUAAUYMARWAACAGGAUUGAUAUCCCAGGGAGAMGUUGAGCUCGACAGAGAAAUGCAACCUUAUUUCAACUUUACAGUCAAAGCAACUGAUMAAGGAGUACCACCAAAGUCAACUCUUGCCCAUGUGUCACUUGUUCUUGUGGACAUCAAUGAUAAUAGUCCCAAAUUUGCAAAUGAGACUUAUUACGCAACAGUCAAGGAAAAYGAACCAAUAGGAACUCAUGUAUUCGUUGCCAGUGCAAMGGAURAUGACACUGGUAGCAACGCGAGGCUGGAAUAUGGAUUAGGUGGAUCGUCAAGAUUGAUGUUUAAGAUCGAUUCUGACAGGGGUAAUAUAAGUACAAACGAACUAUUGGAUCGUGAGGCAGUUGAAUCAUAUACAUUGACUUUGCGUGUAGUUGACGGGGCCAUAAGACCAAGAGAAGGAUCUGCCAAUUUGAUAGUAACAGUGCUUGACGUCAAUGACCACUCACCUGUAUUCAACCAAGAGAGAUACUCAUUUGCAGUYGWCGAGAGUGUAYCCAGCGGGCACUUGAUUGGAACURUCUCUACCACAGAUAAGGAUAUUGAUGAAAAUGCACGAGUCUCUUAUUCUAUCACAGCUGGAAAUGAAAUGAAUCUCUUCGCAAUAAACGAAACAACAGGAAAGAUAACCACGGUAUCAUCACUUGACAGAGAAACCAAUGACACUUUUACUUUAACCAUAAAGACGGCAGGAGAUGACGACAGACUGUUCAGUAUCGAUGAGCAAACAGGCGCAGUAACUCUAAAAGGAAAGCUUGACCAUGAAACUAAACCAUUAAUAAACCUGACUGUUAUGGCGAGGGAUCGUGGGACUCCUAAACUAGAGGGUUCUGCUUUUGUUGUUAUAAAAGUAACUGACGUGGAUGACAAUGCGCCACAGUUCACGAAGGACGAAUACACUGCUCAAGUUUAUGAAAAUAUCACCAAAGGUUCAUUCGUGGCUCAAGUAAAUGCGACAGAUAUUGACGCCGAUGAAGCCCACAAAACUAUUCAUUACAGAAUAGAGGAUGGCAACACAGAAGACGUGUUUGCAAUUGGGGAUUUGAAUGGCUCUGUUUAUCUCAAAUGUGGUUCGUCUGGUUGCCUUGAUCGAGAGACUACGAAUGGAUACGUGUUGACUCUUGCUGCUAUUAGUAUUGUGAACGGCUCUGAACAAAAAUCAACAGUCGAGCUUAAAAUCACUGUGCUUGAUGUCAAUGACGUAACGCCAACCUUCGUGUCUYCAUCCUACACGAAGAAAGKGCAAGAAGAUACUGGUGACAUCACUGGGAAAGACAACACUAUACUAACCAUAAGUGCUAGAGAUACGGACCUUGGAGUGAACUCUGAGAUUGUUUAUUCCAUGAUAAAAGGAAACGAACAAGGUAACUAUCUCGUAAUACAAGCAAAGAAUGUGAAGAGUAACUUAAAGUUAACCAAGGAAAAAGAUAUCACUGUGUUCGUGACAGACCUUAAUGACAACCAGCCGCUAUUCUCAAAGUCUAGUGCCACUUUAUCUGUGGGUGAGAAUCUUCCCGUUGGUACCACUGUUGGUGAAAUUGAGGCCGGUGACUCAGAUAAAUCUGACCGUGUUUACUACUAUAUUAUUGGGAGUAGCGGUAGGGAUGUCUUUGAUGUUAACGAAACAAAUGGAAUCGUAACAACUAAGAAAACCAUAGAUCGCGAGGAGACACCAUUCUUCAGCAUGCUCGUUAAGGCAUCAAACUACAAGCUUGAUUCCUCAUCUUUACUGAGUGCAAGGAAGAGAAGAAGCGCCAGUGAAACAAACCCAACUUAUUCUCCCUUACCAAAUGAUCCAACAAUCCAGCGCGUUGUGGUGGAAAUUGCUGAUGAAAACGAUAACGGGCCAAUAUUCACCAAAAAAGAUUAUUCAGGAGGAGUUCCUGAAGACAUAUCUCACGGAGAUAAUGUCAUUCGUGUAAUUGCUAACGAUGCAGAUGUUGGCAACGGUGGUCGCAUUAGCUAUGACUUCUCGACAACAACUGAAGACUCAAAGAAGUUYACCAUCGAUAAUGAGACUGGAUGGAUUAAGGCUGCAGAUUCGUUUGCUGGUCAACGCGGCAAAGAAUACGUACUUAACGUUACAUCUAAGGAUAACUUGGGGAUAGAUCCAUAUCAUUACGACACCGCUACUGUUAAGAUCUACGUAGUCGUCGACUAUGAACGCGCUAUUCUCAUUUCUGGUAGAAGUCCUUACGAGGUCAGAAACAAUAAAGAUGAAUUUGUAAGGGUGCUUCAAAACAUUACUGGGUUAAUUAUCAACAUUGAUGAUAUUAACUUCUAUAAGGAAGAUGGAAAAUACGACUUCAGCAGGACUGCUGUUUAUUUCCAUGCAGUGGACCCAAAUACUAAGAAGAUUGUCGACAGGGAUGAAGUAAUGAGGAGAAUAGAUGAGAACUAUCAGAAGCUGUCAAGUAAUAAGGCAUUUUUCAAUGAAUGGAAAAUCAAAGAGAUAAAGAGUCUUACGUCUUCCGCUCCUCCAACUGAAAAGUUCAAUACUGAAACCUUGUUGUCUAUUUUAGUUGGCAUCCUAUUCCUAAUAAUUGUUUUCAUUGUGGCUUGUGUCAUAUACUGCUUUAGACGUAUCCAACGCCAAAUUGCAAGAAGUCCUCCGCACACUAGGCCCUCAACUGACGAGGAGUCUUUUCCAAUGCAAGAUACACCAUCUCGUUCUGCCAUUUCCGAAGGACAUGGACAACAAACAGUGUCGCAAAAUCCAAAUCAUGAGCCAUCUGCCGACGAAACCGGUAACAUAAAUAUAACAACACCAAGGUUACAAAUGACUGAAAAUGAGCCACAAUAUGCUGAUCUAGAUCCAUCCACUACUUUGAAAUCGUCUAUUUAUCAAGGUCUCUCUCCAUCGACGCAAAAUGUCUCUGAUGUUCAAUUAAACCAGACCAAUCCUUCAUCUGCUGAACCACUCAACUAUCAAAAGCUUCCAAUAAUAGUGCUCCUCAAGUAUACCAAAAAAGGAUUGAUUUGAAUGAUAAGUUGGCAUCGUCCGCUAGUUAAUACGAGUUCGCGGCGUAAACACUGCAUAUUAAUGAAGCAUCGUAUAAAAGAAUUGCAUAGCCUUUACUCUGCGUAUCCUUUCUGCUCACUAAAACUAUCUAUCUAGCUAACUAAAUAAACAAAUAUAUAGAGUGCAUACCUUAUAUAUCCGUGAAAAGAUUUUCUAAGAAAAUUGUACGAAAUAGCGCGAAGUUUUCUAGUCUACUGAACUUACUAAUUUGUGCAAGUUUGUGCAAUUUCUUGCAAAGUUUUUAACGGAUCGAUAUAAGGUAUGUACUUUUUAAUAAAUAAACAAAUAGCAAAUACAUUAAUAGAUAAAAGAACUCUAAGAUAUUUAGUCGUUAAAUAUUUAGUAAGCAAGGUGAUGCAAAGAAUUUGCAAUUUAAGGGAAAAGUUAAAAGGACAGUAGAUAACAAAUAUACUGCAUAUCGUGGCACAGCGUUGCCAAGCAAUCAGGGCUUAUUUGCGCUGUGCCCAGUCUCUAUCAUAGACUGUGAUAAAUUCAGAAACAAUUGCUGAUCACUUCACUUCAUUUCAUUUCCUGUUUUGUGCGCAAUGUUCAUCAGCUGAAUCGCAAGUUUUCAAUAUCAUUCUUUCUGGCUGACGGCACAUGGUGGGCAGUAUUUGACCACCAUUUGGAUCAGAUAAUGAGAUUCAACAACUUUUAUCAGCUGAGUGUGAAAGCCAGCAAUACUCUACCAUAUGCAUAUUUGAAUGUUAUAUAUUAUCUGUAAAUGUUUGAAUAAAAUUGAUAACCAACGUA